Molecule: messenger RNA, 1336 nt
Organism: Equus caballus (horse)
Lineage: Eukaryota; Metazoa; Chordata; Mammalia; Perissodactyla; Equidae
Gene: SRARP
Product: steroid receptor associated and regulated protein
Biological process (GO): positive regulation of intracellular estrogen receptor signaling pathway
Cellular component (GO): cytoplasm; nucleus
Molecular function (GO): nuclear estrogen receptor binding
Source: RefSeq, a predicted model, not a curated record
CACCCCACCGAGCUCCCUCGCCCCUUCCCCCACAGGUGACAUAGCCAGAUAAUGACUGCGGUUAGGGACACUGAGGCCCGGGGGAGAGGUUUCCAAGGCCUGUCCCAAGUCAGGAAGCAGCUGGAGUUGGAAGAAAGAAGAAAUAGUGUCUGUUUGUUAGAAGGCUUGCCUCCCAGCUACCCGACAACAAUCUUGUUGACAUAACCCUGUUGAUCAAAGCAAUCCCCUAACCGCCCCAAGCCAGUCCCCCAGCUCCCAGUGGAAUUCACUCGGCGGAUCCCACCCUAAUCCGGAUCCGGUAAAUAUAAAAGGUCUGUCUUUGGAUGGGGAGCUACAUCCUGGAAGAGCCUGCUGGGAACUGUUCUUGCCAGAGCUGGGACAGGCGCCCUGGCUGCAGCAAUGGCCGCCUCAGAAGAACCCAAGGACCAGAGAGCCAGCCCUAACGUCAUGGGCCUUGAGACAGACCUGGAGACCAGCUCAGGGGGGAAGCCAGCCCGCCAUCAGAAGGCCAUCCCCACUGCUCACCUAACUUUCGUCUUUGAUUGUGCACGUGGGAAACAGCUCUGCCUGGCUGCACCCUCAGCACCACCCCGAGCCCCUAGGCCCAACCCAGGACCUGUCACCCCUCCAAUGAAGACCUACAUCUUGUUCUGCGGGGGAAACCAGCCCCAGCAAACUCAUGAGGUCCCCCUGGGUGGGGGGUGCCUUGCCCAGGCCGAGGGUACCUUGCCACCCUCUGGAGGGACUGUGGCCCCAGCUUCCUCCCCGGGCAGCCCACUCGGGUGCCAGGAGGCUCCUGAAGCCAAGGGGAGCCCCUUGAAGACUGUGCCCUCGAGGUCUUCAGCUUGGGGAACAGUCAUAGGCUCGCUCAAAGCCCUCUCCUCCUGCGUCUGUGGACAGGCGGAUUAACUGGAAAGGCCUGGCCACGGGAGGAAGGGGCUGGCAAGCCAGGCUCGGUGCCCAGGGGCUGCAAUUCCCAGAGCCCACUCCCUUUUCCCAGCCAAGCAGAAGCCUUUUGUGCCUGAGCCAAAGAAAGAGCAGUAGAUCAACUAAAGGACAUCUGAAACAGCCACCAAGUACACACUCAAGGGUAUCCUUCCUCCUUCCUCCUUCCUCCCUAUCUUUGUCAGCCUUUCAGCAGAAGCAAGAUAAGCCGCCUCCACAUGGAAAGAGACUAAUGCAUUCAUACAGCAAAUCCUAACGGAGCAUCUUCUACAUACCAGGCCCUGCAAAGUGCUAAGGAAGAUACCACAGCUUGCUUGGUGCUUAUAUUCUUGGGGCGGGGGCGGGGCGAGGAGAAAGGUUAACCUAAUAAAGAUAAUUUUGAGCAGGGAAA